Beta vulgaris subsp. vulgaris (sugar beet) is the source of this 805-nucleotide messenger RNA. RefSeq names its product CEN-like protein 4. The record is from RefSeq and is a predicted model, not a curated record. Lineage: Eukaryota; Viridiplantae; Streptophyta; Magnoliopsida; Caryophyllales; Amaranthaceae. The coding region runs from base 46 to 567 and encodes 173 amino acids. Gene Ontology annotation, biological process: vegetative to reproductive phase transition of meristem; negative regulation of flower development. Gene Ontology annotation, cellular component: nucleus; cytoplasm. The transcript has 4 exons.
CUUAUUUUUUUUAUACCAUAGAAUCUAUAAUAGCAAGAGAGGAAGAUGGCAAGGAUAAUAGAACCUCUAAUAGUAGGAGGAGUGAUAGGAGAUGUGAUUGAUCCUUUCAACCCAUCCGUACACAUGUGUAUUAACUAUAAUUCUAAGCAAGUUUUCAAUGGCUCUGAGCUUCUACCUUCUGCAGUCACCUCCAAGCCUCGGGUCCAGAUCAAUGGUGCAGAUAUGCGUACUUUCUUCACCUUGGUGUUAACAGACCCAGAUGUACCUGGACCAAGUGAUCCUUAUUUGAGAGAGCACCUUCACUGGAUUGUGUCAGAUAUACCAGGCACAACGGACUCCACAUUUGGGACAGAGUUAAUAAGGUAUGAAAUCCCAAGACCCAACAUAGGAAUCCACAGGUUUAUUUACAUCCUCUUCAAGCAGAAACGUCGGCAAACAGUAUUGCAUCUGCCUUCAUCAAGGGAUUACUUCAACACUCGGCAAUUUGCAGCCGAAAAUGAUCUCGGACUUCCUGUUGCUGCUGCCUACUUUAAUGCGCAAAGAGAAACUGCUGCUAGAAGACGUUAAUUUGCUGCACAAGCAUAUCAUAUGCAGGCAGCUAUACAUCAAGCAUAUCAUUAUUAUGGCUAAUUACGCUUUUAUAACUAAUUAGCAGUGUGCUCUCCAUGCAUUAUAUUUAUCUAACUAAUAAGUCUGUUAUUCAUUGUGGGUGGACGAGUGUGUGCAUGCAUCUAUAUGCAUUAUUAUCUGAAAGUAUUAUGUGUGCUUUGAGUUAUAGUUUAUAUGAUGUAUCUGUGAAAUAAUG